This is a messenger RNA of Penicillium longicatenatum, 399 nucleotides long. RefSeq lists its product as uncharacterized. The coding region runs from base 1 to 399 and encodes 132 amino acids. The transcript has a single exon. The record is from RefSeq and is a predicted model, not a curated record. NCBI's taxonomy places the organism in Eukaryota, Fungi, Ascomycota, Eurotiomycetes, Eurotiales, Aspergillaceae.
AUGGAGCUUCUCAAGGGACCCUAUCUGGUCUUGGGCCAGUCCAUUCCGCUGCGUGUGAAGAUGACGAAAGAGGGUGGUCAUGAUCGUGAUAUUUUACUCAACGAUUUCCAAAGUAUGCUUAUUGAAACCACCCAAAUACGAGCACACGGCGCGGUCGAGAGCUUUGAUCGUUUCUGGAUCGUGCAAACCAUUGCAAAUAUGAAACGGAAGAUCUGCGCCGAAAAUAUAGCAGAUGGAGAAGUGUUUUAUUUGCCAGAGGGUAUUUGGAAUUCUUAUGCUCUGCAUCUGGGGAUUACUUCAAGUUUUGAGGUAUGCAACAUCAAGCGCAUCUACGAGCUUGAGGUUCGCCUUGGUUUCCAAAUUGGAGAGUCAAAUGUGGGUCAAUCUGAUAACUUAUAG